GCUACAUCCGAAACCUUCUCUCCGCCUUAAUUCCCUUUACUUCUCCCUUCCCUCUUUGCAAUCUCAGGGACAGCGUAGAAACUCAAUAAAAAUUCCCAGCUAGGAAAAAAUUGCCUUCCUUUGAUUCCAACCCCCCCACCCAACUCUUCCUUUACUUUUCCUUCACCUUUGAGUAAAUGGUAACUGCAUUCCCUUCAAGAUGAAGUUAGCCUAUUUUUUCAUCACCGUCCUACUUCAGGACUGUUUUCUGUUGAGACGGGUACUCGCUCAAGGGUCAGAUGUAUCCAACAGUGUGAUAACUUUUCAAGACUGCCCUGUGGACCUGUUUUUCGUCCUGGAUACCUCUGAAAGUGUUGCCUUAAGAGAAAAGCCUUUUGGGGCAUUGGUUGACAAUAUCAAAGAAUUCACCAGACUAUUCAUUGAUAAGUUAAAUGAAAGAUAUUAUCGGUGUGAUCGGAAUCUAGUGUGGAAUGCUGGGGCCUUGCAUUACAGUGAUGAGGUGCAGCUGAUCAGUGGGCUCACCCCUAUGCGUACUGGGCGAAAUGACUUAAAGGACCGAGUCGCCAAAGUAGUCUCCAUUGGGAAAGGGACUUACACAGAUUGUGCCAUCAAGAGAGGGAUUGAAGAGCUACUCAUUGGAGGAUCACAUCACAAGGAAAAUAAAUACAUGAUCGUGGUGACAGAUGGACAUCCCUUGGAAGGCUACAAAGAGCCUUGUGGGGGACUGGAAGAUGCUGCCAAUGAAGCAAAGCAUCAGGGAAUCAAAGUAUUCUCCGUCGCCAUAUCUCCAAACCAUCUGGAACCCAGGCUAAGUGUGAUUGCCACAGACCAAAAUUAUCGUCGCAAUUUCACAGCAACUGGACCAGCUUUACGUCCACGUGAAAUCAGCAACACAAUUGACACUAUUAUUGACAUGAUCACAAAGAAUGUGGAGCAAGCGUGCUGCUCAUAUGAAUGCCAGCCUGCUCGAGGCCCUCCAGGACCAAUCGGGGAUGCAGGAUAUGAGGGAGAAAGAGGAAAGCCUGGCCUGCCAGGAGAAAAAGGAGAAGCUGGAGAGCCUGGAAAGCAAGGAGACCCAGGACCUGUUGGUUACCAAGGAAUGAAGGGAGAAAAAGGUGACCGAGGUGACAAGGGGUCAAGAGGUGCCAAAGGAGCCAAGGGAGAGAAGGGCAAGCGUGGCAUUGAUGGCAUUGAUGGCAAGAAGGGAGAACAAGGAUUUCAUGGACUACCAGGUUGCAAAGGAUCCCCAGGAUUUGAUGGCUUACAAGGACCACCUGGACCAAAGGGGGACCCUGGCCCUUAUGGACCUAAAGGAGUAAAGGGAGAGCCUGGGGUUGAUGGAAGACCAGGCAGGCGUGGAAAUGUUGGAAACCCUGGAGAAAAGGGUCCGUUGGGGGCGCCUGGAGCUCCUGGAGAGAAAGGAGAAUUGGGAGAUGAGGGAAAUCCUGGACCAGAUGGCCCCAGGGGAGAGAAGGGCAGCAAUGGAGAAAGGGGAGCACCGGGUACCCCUGGUAACCGCGGAACAAGAGGAGGCAAGGGUGAUCCAGGGCCACAGGGUGAGCAAGGCCGUGAAGGACCCUACGGACCUCCUGGAGAACCAGGUGAAACAGGGCCAGCUGGACCUAAAGGGUACAGGGGAGAUGAAGGACCUUCUGGACCAGAGGGCCCUAAAGGACUGCCUGGGCCACCUGGCUUACCUGGAGAUACUGGCUCAAUGGGUGACAGAGGAGAAGAUGGUCCACCAGGAAAUGGCACUGAUGGCUUUCCAGGAUUCCCAGGCUAUCCUGGCAACAGAGGUGAUCCUGGUGUGAAUGGUACCAAAGGGCAUCCUGGUCCAAAAGGUGAUGAGGGAGAGAUUGGAGAUCCUGGAAGGGAAAGCAAUGCAACUGGGACCAUAGGCAUGAAAGGAGCCAAAGGGUACAGAGGACCAGAAGGCCCUCCUGGACCUCCUGGACCCAUAGGCCCUCCUGGACCAGAUGAAUGUGAGAUUUUAGAUAUCAUCAUGAAAAUGUGUUCUUGCUGUGAAUGCACAUGUGGUCCUGUUGAUGUUCUGUUUGUACUGGACAGUUCAGAGAGCAUUGGCCUGCAGAACUUCAUGAUUGCCAAGGAUUUCAUUAUUAAGGUCAUUGACAGGCUGAUGAAGGAUGAACAUGUGACGUUUUCUCCAAGGGAAUCCCAUGUUGGUGUUGUGCAGUACAGCCAUGAUAAAACUCAGGAACUUGUGGCCUUGGGAGAUGCCAAUAUUGAUAACAUUGGAGCCCUCAAGGAGGCUGUGAAGAACCUGCGCUGGAUUGCUGGAGGCACCUUUACUGGAGAGGCUCUUGAGUUCACCAGGGAGAACUUAGUGCAGCGCUUUACUGCUGAGAAAAGAGUGGCUAUUGUCAUCACUGAUGGGAGAUCUGACAUACUUCGGGACCAAACACCAUUAAAUGCUCUCUGCGGAUUCAGUACCCAGGUGGUCCCCCUGGGUAUUGGUGACAUUUUCCAAUCUCCUCCAAACCCUGAGCAGUUAUCAACAAUUUCCUGUGGGGGGGUAUCCAUUCAGCGCGAAAACUAUGCUGAACUCCUGGAUGACACUUUCCUAUACAACAUUACCUCUGAAGUCUGUAAAGACAAGAAAUGCCCAGACUACACUUGUCCAAUCUCUUUUAGUGGCCCAGCGGACAUCACACUCCUUGUGGAUAGUUCCAGCAGUGUGGGCAGCCGGAAUUUCAACACCACCAAGAGAUUUGUGAAACGCCUUGCAGAACGAUUCCUGACAGCAGCCAAACCUGCUGAAGACACUGUGCGCAUCUCUGUUGUCCAGUACAGUGGAAGAGCCCAACAGAAACUGGAGGCUCAGUUUGAGCAGAACUACACAGUGAUCGCUGAUGCUAUCGACAAAAUGGAAUUUAUUAAUGAUGCUACAGAUGUGAAUGCAGCCCUGAAUUUUGUUACCAACCUCUACCGUCGAUCUUCCCGUUCUGGUGCUAAGAAGAGGGUGCUCAUUUUCUCGGAUGGAAACUCUCAAGGCAUCACUCAGAAUGCCAUUGAGAGGGCAGUGCAGGCAGCUCAACAGGCAGGCCUUGAAAUCUAUGUACUGGUGGUUGGCACCCAAGCCAAUGAGCCCAAUAUACGUGUGCUUGUCACUGGAAAAACCACUGAGUAUGAUGUGGCCUAUGGUGAGCGACACCUUUUCAGAGUGCCUGAUUACCAGUCUCUGCUACGGGGCGUAUUCUACCAAACUGUCUCCAGAAAAAUAUCUGUAGACUGAAGGAAGUGACACCUAAAGGAUAUAUAGAUUUAAAGAAUUAAAAAGUAAAAUACAGAGUUAGCAACCAGUGGAAUCCAGGUUUUUAUUCCAAGCCAUAGCCCACCUGUGUCCUUGCUUUUCAGCUGUCUUACAUCAAUGUUUUCUUUAUUUUCCAUUAAUACUUCCCUCUACAGGGAGAAAUUAUAGGUUGAUUUAUUCUUGGCCUAACUGAUAGCUUUCUGAACUGUAACUGAAAAUGUCUGUAUUUUGCACCGUGUUCGAUAAAAGUAAGUUGGGUUGGUAAAGAUGCUUAAAUACACUAUUAUUUUAUUUUUGUGAGGUUGAGAAUACAUUUCACAAGGAUCUUAGGAUCUUCUUUCCAGAAUAAAAUGAUCCCCUGUAUUGCUGCCAAAAUUACUAUUUUUUAAACUUACCUUUUUUAAAAUUUGUGAUUGAGAAGAGAUUCAGUAGUGAUUAUUUUCUAGGCUACUCAGCCUAGAGUAGCCUAGAAAGAUCCCAUUGCCCCUUGAAAAAUUCCUUUGCCCCCAGAAGUAUACAAGGGACAUUUCAUGGGACAUCACUAGGGUUGGAUAUUUCUGAAAUGAUUACCCACAAGUGUGCAAUCCAAUGCAAAGCAGAUUAUUUCACUGGUUUAACACCAACAACCUGUAACACUUACUAGAAUUUCAGUAUUGAAAAAGGAAUUGUUAAAAAUGAUUCUUACAUGGUGAAAAUGAGCCCCACAGCAGGGAGCUUCCAGUUUGCAUUCCUCUCUAAAUUAUUUUUGAAUGAACUUCUAUGAAAGCCUGUGCCUUGCAAUUGGGCCUCUUGUCUUCAGAAUGUCCUCUCAAUUCCAAUGUGACAGUCAAUCCAGGUGCUACUCCCUGCCCACCUCUCCCUACCCCAGCCAACAGCCUCAAGUUUACAUUCUUGGUAUGGUAUGUUUACACAUUUAUUCCUGGAAGAAAUAUCCAAAUGGGGGGUUGGAUUGGACAGGGUUAAUUCAGUAUUUCAGAUGGUGCUCUAACUAUGAAUUCAAUGUGCUUUUUAAAGAAAAAUAGCAAAUUGUUUUCAGGAUUGAGGCUUUUAUAGUUUUGCAACCAAUAUUCAUUGUAGCACUUCAUUUUAUUUUAUUCCCAUGUUUUACUGGCAGAUGUUCACUUUGAAAUUUGUUCAAAUAAAUUGUUUCCCACAGUU
Molecule: messenger RNA, 4429 nt
Organism: Sceloporus undulatus (fence lizard)
Lineage: Eukaryota; Metazoa; Chordata; Lepidosauria; Squamata; Phrynosomatidae
Gene: COL6A1
Product: collagen type VI alpha 1 chain
Exons: 35
Coding region: 200-3253 (1017 amino acids)
Source: RefSeq, a predicted model, not a curated record